AAAUUUAAUAUGUUUUUCGAUAUUUGGAACUAAAGAUAAUUAUGUGGCCCAAACGUUUCAUGCUAUGCAACAUUCUCAAAUUAUCGUUUGUUUUUCUUUUACCAGUGUCAGUUAUUCGAACCAACAAUGGCGGGGAGCUGGUGCUCGUGCUCGACGCCUCUAAUUCCAUGCCCCAUCGCCAUCGGCAGAUCAAAAUAUGCCUUGGCCAAACCCCGAUUUUCUUCUGCACAUACUGGUACUUCGUUAUCCCUCGUCUAUGGGGUUGCUAUACCUAAACCCCGUCGUUUACGGCCACACCCAAUCGCCAUUGUCAACUGCACCACUUCCGGUACAGACACAGACAUCCAAGAAGACACUGAAUCCCUCGACUGCGUGGGAACAGGCCUCGACGUUGAGUGCUUCGUGGAGUCGGACCAAGCACAGACACAAACGCAAAUCCAAAAUCAAUCCACGCUAGAAGCAGCAUGGGAAUUGGCGGUGUUGGUGUCUCCCUUCUUCUUCUGGGGUACGGCUAUGGUGGCCAUGAAAGAGGUUCUUCCGAAAGCAGGUCCUUUCUUCGUCUCUUCCUUCCGCCUCAUCCCUGCUGGCUUCCUCCUCAUAGCUUUCGCCGCCUCUCGAGGCCGACGUUUCCCCUCAGGACUCUCCGCUUGGUUCUCCAUUGCCGUCUUCGGCCUCGUCGACGCCACUUGUUUUCAGGGUUUUCUUGCUCAGGGCUUGCAGAGGACUUCAGCUGGUUUGGGCAGUGUGAUAAUUGACUCGCAGCCCUUAACAGUUGCUAUACUUGCAGCCUUGCUGUUUGGGGAAUCCAUUGGUCUUGUUGGAGCUGUAGGGCUUGGACUCGGUGUUGUAGGGCUUUUGCUUCUGGAGGUACCUGCACUUGCUUUUGAUGAAAGUAACUUUUCAUUGUGGGGAAGUGGAGAGUGGUGGAUGCUUCUUGCAGCUCAAAGCAUGGCAGUUGGCACAGUCAUGGUCCGCUGGGUUUCCAAGUACUCCGAUCCUAUUAUGGCAACUGGAUGGCACAUGGUUUUGGGUGGUUUUCCCCUACUUGUAAUCUCUAUUUUGAAUCAUGACAAUGCUGUCAGUGGGAAUCUCGGGGAGUUCACAACGAAUGAUGUAUUGGCACUUUUGUAUACUUCCAUUUUUGGAAGUGCCAUUAGCUAUGGUGUAUUUUUCUACAGUGCAACAAAAGGUAGCUUGACAAAGCUGAGCUCCCUUACAUUUCUAACUCCAAUGUUUGCUUCGGUAUUUGGAUUUUUAUAUUUCGGCGAGACUUUCUCACCACUGCAACUUACUGGUGCUGUUGUUACUGUGAUUGCAAUUUACAUGGUUAACUACAAGGAUAAGAAUAGUGUGGAAUAAAACAUAAGAUCCAUAUAAGAAUAAUGUUGAUGCUUUUAGCAGUUGACAUCCAAGCUCUACUCACAUUAAAGGAAAUCUAGAAGUAGAUGAUUUUAUCUGCACACACAUUAAAGGAAAAGACACGUGCAAAUUGGUACAUGCUAGAGUACCAUGGUGACUGCACGUAGUACAAAGUUUGGCUGUGGAAGUUUCCACUCAUAGAGGCCAGCAUAUAUUUGUAUAAAGUGCAAUUUUGAGUUUGUAAAUUGUGAGCUUGUAAUUAAUUAUUAGUAGUUGACUGACCGAAUCCUUUGGAAUCUUGAAAGAAUGGUACAUAAAAUAUAAAAAAUAAAUAUAAAAAAGCUUGAGUUGUAUAUUAA
Molecule: messenger RNA, 1718 nt
Organism: Cannabis sativa
Lineage: Eukaryota; Viridiplantae; Streptophyta; Magnoliopsida; Rosales; Cannabaceae
Product: WAT1-related protein At3g02690, chloroplastic
Exons: 6
Coding region: 127-1359 (410 amino acids)
Cellular component (GO): chloroplast; membrane
Source: RefSeq, a predicted model, not a curated record